Molecule: messenger RNA, 1950 nt
Organism: Aedes albopictus (Asian tiger mosquito)
Lineage: Eukaryota; Metazoa; Arthropoda; Insecta; Diptera; Culicidae
Gene: GAA1
Product: glycosylphosphatidylinositol anchor attachment 1 protein
Biological process (GO): attachment of GPI anchor to protein
Cellular component (GO): GPI-anchor transamidase complex; membrane
Source: RefSeq, a predicted model, not a curated record
ACGUGAAAUAAUUUAUCAUCUCUCUCGAGUAAACAAUAUCGGAUUUUGUGGAUUUUGUCCGUGUUUUAUCGAUUUUCGUUUCGAAAUUAAGUGAAAAUCUAGUCAGAAAAAGUCCGCUCACAAGUGUCCAGCCACCGUCCAGCCAUGGGUCUUCUGUCGAACCCGUCCCUCUCGCAGAAAGCCAAAUACUGCAAGCUAUUGAUCCGGCGCAACGCCUCCAUCUGUUUCGGUUUGUACCUGCUGGGCGUGAUCUGCUUCGGGCUGCUUCCGGAACCGAACUUCAACUCUGGGACGUACUUUUCGGAAAAUGCACUGCUGCCGGGGUUGGUGUAUUCGGAAAUCAAAGCGGAAACCGUUGCUUUGGCGAAGACGUACGCGGCCGAACUGGAUCGGGAGCGGGAGGCUCAUCCGAGCGGGAUGCCAACCGCUUGGUUGCUGGCCAAGAUGCGUAAGAUUGGACUGGAAACGCACGGACACAAUUUUACGCUGAACUACCCGCUGGGCGGAGGGAAAGUUUUCAAGGGGAAGAAUGUUUACGGGAUAUUGAGGGCACCGAGGAUUGCGUCGACGGAGGCGUUUGUGAUUUCGGUGCCGUACCGACCGCCGGAAUCGGUGCUCACGGAUGUGUCGUCUGGAGUGCCGUUGAUGUUGGCGUUUGCUGAUUUCGCCCGGAAGCAAAAAUAUUGGGCCAAGGAUAUCAUUUUUCUGAUAACGGAACAGGAACAGCUGGGGAUGCAGGCCUGGUUGGAGGCUUACCAUGGCUCCGGGGACAAUAGAGUGCUAAACGCGGGGUCUUUAGGCGGACGAGCCGGAGCGAUUCAAGCGGCCAUCAAUUUGGAAGUGCAGAGCUUAGACGUGAAUCACAUCGAUUUGAAGGUGGAAGGACUGAACGGUCAGCUUCCGAACUUAGAUUUACACAAUUUGGCGCAGAAGCUAUCUCAGAAGAACGGAAUUCCGGCGGCUUACAGGUUGUCGGCCACCAAUCAGAGGAAGCCCAGUUCGUACAGUGAAAGGUUGCAGAGUCUGCUGGCGAUGGUUCUGAGUCAAUCCUCUGGGGUUCCUAACGGGAACCAUGGCCUCUUCCACCGCUAUGGAAUUGAAGCAUUGACUAUGGAGUGCGUUAAACGAAACGGACAUCAGAGGAACACAAAUGUAGGGGUCGGCGCCCUGUUGAAGAUUGUGGAAGGAAUUAGUCGGAGUUUGAACAAUCUGCUGGAACGUUUUCACCAGAGCUACUUCUUCUAUCUUCUUGUGACCCACGACCGAUUCGUUUCCAUCGGGGACUACAUGCCAAGUUUGGCCCUAAUGGCCGGAGCUCUGCUGGUCAAUUCGUUCAUUCAUUAUCUGGCGCUUUACUACUCGGAUGAUUCCGAUCCGGAUCAGACACCUUCAGACGACGACGACGAAGACCAACCAGAAACCCCGAACCAUUCCUACACACCCGUCGGAAUUGUGCUCCUCCUUGCUCACGCCAUCGGCGCCCUCACUACCGUCCUUCCGUUCAACCCGGCCCUGAACGACUACCUGCAUCAAUCGAACCUCUCCACCCAGUUCAGCCUGUUCUCCAUCAUGGCAUGCAUAUCGGUGCUCAUACUGAUCCUGCCAGGCUUCAUCACCCUGGACGCGCUCAAUGCCUCGAUUCUUCGGAUUGUCGUUCUGCUGGAACUGGGCACCGCAUUGCUCACCGUGGGAAUGUUGAAUUUCUCCCUCGGUUGGUUGCUGUCGGUGGUGAUCGUGCCGGUCGUUUUGCUGCUGCAGCCGAUGAAAGGCGCCUUCGUCAAAGGAUUAUCCCGACUACUCUGCAUCGUGAUUCAUCCCUUGGUGGUGGUCUAUCUAGUCCUGUUCUGCGUCACUUGCAGUCUGUUCCCAGAACUGACCAUUAAGGAUCAGCUUAAAAAGGCGAUCACCGGAACGAUGGAUGGCAUUACCUAUUCUGUGGUGGAUUCCAUG